This is a messenger RNA of Drosophila eugracilis, 3947 nucleotides long. It is a transcript of the gene Vav, whose product is annotated as protein vav. Gene Ontology annotation, cellular component: cytoplasm. Lineage: Eukaryota; Metazoa; Arthropoda; Insecta; Diptera; Drosophilidae. The coding region runs from base 494 to 3484 and encodes 996 amino acids. The record is from RefSeq and is a predicted model, not a curated record. Gene Ontology annotation, biological process: cell migration; regulation of GTPase activity. Gene Ontology annotation, molecular function: protein binding; guanyl-nucleotide exchange factor activity. The transcript has 11 exons.
ACGGCUAAAUACACUGAUAUCGGAAGUCGAGUCUCCCUCUUCCUCUUCGAUAAACCCAAUAUUUUGCAAUAAAAGAAAUUAGUGUUUAAAAGUAAACCUAGCUAACACUAAUCAAAAAAAAAAAAAAUCAAGGCGUUCGUUUGUAACGGUGCAAACGUAAAGUGUUACGCGGACGUUAUAAUUCGGUCGCACCCAUUGAUUGUUGUCGUCGCUGUCGCUGUUGUUGUGCUGGUGUUGUUGUGUUUUCAAGUUCCGUUCUGUGUAUCUGUGUUCAGUUCACCAAUCCAAUCGCAAACGGCCAACUGAUGAGUCUCAAUUGUUUUCAUUAACGCAACGAGAGUCGCAAGGCCCCUCCCUCCCCCUACCUACUGGCCUACCCCCAAAUCCUUCCUCAUCACCUUCGCGCCCCCGUUGUGCCUCGCACCGCCCCGCCCAGUUUCCAGUUUAGACCGCUGCAAACGCCCUAUUUUUUACCCUCCUCACACCAACUACAAUGGCCAGCAACAGUUUUGGAGGCGUGGCAGGCGUUAAUGGGGAUCUAUGGCGCGAAUGCGUUGCCUGGCUAACCAGGUGCAAGGUCAUCCCACCCGAUCACAAGGCCGCCCAGGCCGAUGCUGAAAUCAGAAUCCUAGCUAUGACGCUGCGCGACGGUGUGCUACUGUGCAACCUGGUCAUCCACCUGGAUCCAAGCAGCAUGGAUCCGCGGGAGUUCAAUCGCAAGCCACAAAUGGCACAGUUCCUGUGCAGCAAGAACAUAAAGCUGUUCUUGGACGUUUGCCACAAUAAUUUUGGUAUUCGGGACGCUGAUCUCUUCGAGCCCACGAUGCUAUACGAUCUGACGAACUUCCACCGUGUCCUCAUCACACUCUCCAAGCUAUCACAGUGCCGAAAGGUGCAGCAAUUGCAUCCGGAUCUUAUUGGCUUCAACCUGCAGCUAUCGCCCAGCGAACGUUCCCAUUCGGACGAGGAUAUCUACAAGGAUCUGCAUUCCACCGAUCUAAACAUGCGAAAGGCCAGCAGCAUCGAUGCUUCCGCCUCUUCGUCAGCGGAAUACUACGAUAGAACCUCGCAAAGCGGGUCGCUGGACGAGAACAGCGACAUCACCAUCGAAAAUGGAACCGAGGACAUAGAUGACUACAUCGAGGAUUCGCUGUCCAAUAUGUGCGAUUCGACAAUCGAUAACGAUUUGGAUGAUGCGGGUGUGGAAACUCCCCUGCUAACCGAUUGUCAGGGCAGCAAUUUGCGUGCCCUCUCCUUUGAUCUCACCCUGGAUGUGGUUAGCUCAACAAUGGACAAUGCCUCCAAUGCUGUUACACCCACACCAGAAUCAUAUGCCCGGCAAUCGGAAUCACCAUUGAUUGCCAUAGCACCAAGUAUCCCGUCUGUUGCUGCAGAACCACCAAUGGGUCGUCUGGUGUCCACCUCUUCCUCUUCGUCAUCACUUUUGGUUAGCGAAAGCCAGCGAUUGCAGAAGGCAGCCGCUGCUGUCUACAAUUAUCGAUCCUCUAUGGCGUCCACGGAGCAUGAAUAUGCCUACAUCUACAGCGAGGACGAUGAGAAGGUCUACGAGGACCUGUGCUAUGUCACCUUCCAGGCGAAAGCCAAACCCGAGGUUACCACCGACAAUAUUGCAUGCAAUGGAACCGGUUACGACCACACCAACACAAAAGAAGAGGAGGUGUACCAAGAUCUGUGCGCCCUCCAUAGGACGAGUAGAAGCCAGACCGCCUCGUCGACGAGCUUUGAGCAGCGUGACUAUGUCAUCCGGGAGCUAAUCGACACGGAGUCCAACUAUCUGGACGUGCUAACUGCUUUAAAGACCAAGUUUAUGGGUCCCCUAGAGCGCCAUCUCAACCAGGACGAGCUCCGUCUUAUAUUCCCGCGCAUCAGAGAGUUGGCCGAUAUCCAUACAAGGUUCCUGGACAAACUGCGGGAAUCACUACAGCCCAAUGCCAAAAUGAAGAUGGCACAGGUGUUCCUCGAUUUCCGUGAACCCUUCCUCAUCUACGGCGAAUACUGCUCAUCUCUCCUGGGCGCCAUUGACUAUCUGGCAGAUGUGUGCAAGAAGAAUCAGAUUAUUGAUCAGCUAGUGCAGAAAUGCGAACGGGAUUACAAUGUGGGUAAACUGCAGCUACGGGACAUCCUCUCAGUGCCAAUGCAGCGCAUCCUUAAGUAUCAUCUGCUGUUGGACAAGCUAGUAAAGGAGACAUCUCCGCUGCACGACGAUUACCGAUCCUUGGAGCGGGCCAAGGAGGCAAUGAUCGAUGUGUCGCAAUAUAUCAACGAGGUGAAACGGGAUUCCGAUCAUUUGGUUAUCAUACAAAAGGUGAAAGACAGCAUAUUUGACCUCCAUUUGCUGCAGAAUGGAAAUGGCAGCGAUCUUCUACAAUAUGGUCGCCUGCUCCUCGACGGCGAAUUGCAUAUCAAAGCGCACGAGGAUCAAAAGACCAAGCUCCGCUAUGCCUUUGUCUUUGAUAAGAUCCUAAUUAUGGUGAAGGCAAUGCACAUCAAGACGGGCGAUAUGCAGUACACCUAUCGUGAUUCCCACAAUCUGGCUGAUUAUCGCGUGGAGCAAAGUCAUACGCGACGAACUCUUGGAAGAGAUACGCGCUUCAAGUACCAGCUUUUACUGGCUCGCAAGUCAGGCAAGACCGCCUUUACUUUGUACCUCAAAUCAGAGCACGAGCGGGAUAAGUGGCGCAAAGCCCUCACCGAGGCAAUGGAAAGUCUCGAACCGCCUGGCUGCCGAAGUACCGACCAUAAAAUGGAAAUCUACACAUUUGAUGCCCCGACCACGUGCCGUCAUUGCUCCAAGUUCCUCAAGGGUCGCAUCCACCAGGGCUAUCGUUGCAAGGUGUGUCAGAUUAGUGUGCACAAGGGCUGUAUAUCGUCGACGGGACGUUGUAAACAGAAUCCGGUUAGUGUACCCCCACCCGUUUGUGAUCGACAGUUGUCCGAAUUCAAUUGGUUUGCCGGCAAUAUGGAUCGAGAGACGGCGGCCCAUCGGCUGGAGAACCGCCGCAAUGGCACAUAUCUGCUGCGAGUUCGUCCGCAGGGCCCAUCGACAGCUCACGAGACGAUGUAUGCCCUUAGCCUAAAAACCGAUGAUCAUAUCAUCAAGCAUAUGAAAAUCAACCAGGAAAACUCUGGUGAUUCCAUUCUCUAUUGCCUGUCCUCGCGGAGGCAUUUCAAGACCAUCGUCGAACUAGUUUCCUAUUAUGAACGCAACGAUCUGGGCGAGAACUUUGCUGGACUCAAUCAGUCACUGCAAUGGCCCUAUAAGGAAGUGAUUGCCACCGCUCUGUAUGAUUACGAGCCAAAGGCUGGCAGUAAUCAGCUGCAAUUGCGCACGGAUUGCCAGGUGCUGGUCAUCGGAAAGGAUGGCGACAGCAAGGGCUGGUGGCGUGGAAAGAUCGGUGACACCGUUGGCUACUUCCCCAAGGAGUACGUCCAGGAGCAGAAACUGGCCAGCGAAGAGCUUUGAUAUUACAAUUACGAGGUAUACUUUGCACCCAAGGCCAUUACGCCCACGCCGGCAGCCAUUGCUGAAUCACCAGGAGCUGGAACUGGAACUGGAGGAGCUGUAGCCGCAACUGGAGCCAUUCAAGGUGACCCCAUCGAAGGGGCCGUGGCCAGCAUCAACAGCCACAGCAACAACAACUGCAGCUAGAUCGUACCCUAGUUAAAUAUAUAUAUAUUAUACAUAUAUAUAUAUGUUAAGAUUCAAAUUGUUUUUAUUUGUGAUUAAGCACUUUUUGUAAUUUUAUGGAUUUUGUGUCCAACUUUUUAUCAUUUUUUUUUCGUCGUCUGAUCGAAACUUUUGUGCCAAUCACUGAAAAAUUACAAAAUCUAUAUCGUAUGUUUGUAAUCCACCAAUGUUCGUUUGAAAAUGUUUACUUUAAAUUGUUUUAAAUUAUAUAUUGCAAAUAUAUAUAUCUGUACAUGUA